AUGGCUGCCACAGGCCCUGUUUGUGAAGUUGAGGGUAGAAUCCAGGAACAGGAGGAAGAAAAGAAGGAGAAAGAGGAAGAGGUGGCAGCGGUGGGUGCGUUCCCCGGCGGGCAAGCUCAGGACUCGCCCAGGGCUUCUCAGCCUCUGUGGAGAAAGGUCCAGAAUGAGGUCCCCGCGGAGGCCCAUCUCGGGGUGCACCCCCUGCAGAACAGAUGGGCUCUGUGGUUCUUUACGAAUGAACGCAGCCGGGCCUGGCAGGACAAUCUGCAUCUCGUCACCAAGGUUGACACCGUGGAGGACUUCUGGGCGAUGUACAGUCACAUCCAGCUGGCCAGCAAGCUCUCCUCCGGCUGUGACUACGCCCUGUUCAAGCUGCUGUGUUUGAUCGAGGAGAGCUUUGAGGAGCACAGCAGAGAGGUGUGCGGGGCCCUGCUCAACGUCCGCACCAAAGGAGACAAGAUUGCCGUGUGGACCAGGGAGGCCGAGAACCAGGCGGGCGUGAUGCACAUCGGGUGGAUAUACAAAGAGCGCCUGGGCCUCUCCACCAAGACCGUAAUCUGCUACCAGGCCCACACCGACAAAGCCACCAAGAGCAACUCCCUAGCCAAGAACAAGUUUGUGGUGUGA
Molecule: messenger RNA, 627 nt
Organism: Lepus europaeus (European hare)
Lineage: Eukaryota; Metazoa; Chordata; Mammalia; Lagomorpha; Leporidae
Product: eukaryotic translation initiation factor 4E type 1B-like
Exons: 1
Coding region: 1-627 (208 amino acids)
Biological process (GO): translational initiation
Cellular component (GO): eukaryotic translation initiation factor 4F complex
Molecular function (GO): RNA 7-methylguanosine cap binding; translation initiation factor activity
Source: RefSeq, a predicted model, not a curated record